Messenger RNA from Capronia coronata CBS 617.96, 411 nucleotides. RefSeq lists its product as uncharacterized. The record is from RefSeq and is a predicted model, not a curated record. The transcript is spliced from 3 exons. Bases 1 to 411 code for a protein of 136 amino acids. NCBI's taxonomy places the organism in Eukaryota, Fungi, Ascomycota, Eurotiomycetes, Chaetothyriales, Herpotrichiellaceae.
AUGUCUGGCAGACUAGAUCAAUCUCUUGAUUCAAUCAUCGAUAGUCAGAAGAAGGCGAAGCGCGAUGUUCGUCGUCGCAAGGUUGGAAAGGGCGCUGGUGCAAGCGCUCCUGUCGGAGGCGUGAAGAAGUCAACCAGACCAGCCAAGUCGGCCAUCAAACCUGCAGUCGGCAGCUUCGCCCUACCAAAAUCAAGCAAGAUCGUCGUCAGUGGACUGCCCCACGACGUGAACGAAGCCCAGAUCAAGACGGAUCUACGAGGAAGAGAUGAAGAAGAUGUCGAGACUGGAGAGAUCAUACCUGAGAACCACAUGGCCACGCUGGCAAUGCUGGCUUUACCCAAGGCGGGCAUCUUCAACUCGCGCCUCGCUCGCAAUUCACUCUCGCGACGCGUUGUACUGAGCCUACGAUAG